Penicillium bovifimosum is the source of this 1374-nucleotide messenger RNA. Its product is annotated as tubulin alpha chain. The record is from RefSeq and is a predicted model, not a curated record. NCBI's taxonomy places the organism in Eukaryota, Fungi, Ascomycota, Eurotiomycetes, Eurotiales, Aspergillaceae. Gene Ontology annotation, biological process: nuclear migration by microtubule mediated pushing forces; mitotic cell cycle; nuclear division. Gene Ontology annotation, molecular function: GTP binding; structural constituent of cytoskeleton. The coding region runs from base 19 to 1374 and encodes 451 amino acids. The transcript has 6 exons. Gene Ontology annotation, cellular component: cytoplasm; spindle; nucleus.
AAAACAUCCCGAAUCACAAUGAGAGAGAUCAUCAGUUUGAACGUCGGUCAGGCCGGUUGCCAGAUCGCCAACUCCUGCUGGGAGCUGUACUGUCUGGAGCACGGUAUUCAGCCCGAUGGAUUCCUCACUGAGGAGCGCAAGAAGGCCGAACCCGACCACGGAUUCAGCACUUUCUUCUCUGAGACUGGCCAGGGCAAGUACGUUCCCCGUACUAUCUACGCCGAUCUCGAGCCCAAUGUCGUCGAUGAGGUCCGCACCGGUACCUACCGUUCGCUCUUCCACCCCGAGCAGAUGAUCACCGGCAAGGAGGAUGCUUCCAACAACUACGCCCGUGGUCACUACACUGUUGGCAAGGAGAUGAUCGAUGAGGUUCUUGACCGUGUCCGCCGUGUUGCCGAUUCUUGUGCUGGUCUCCAGGGCUUCCUGGUCUUCCACUCCUUCGGUGGUGGUACCGGUUCCGGUUUCGGUGCUCUCCUCAUGGAGCGUCUGUCUGUCGACUACGGCAAGAAGUCCAAGCUGGAGUUCUGUGUCUACCCCGCUCCUCAGAACGCUACCGCCGUUGUUGAGCCCUACAACUCCAUCCUCACCACCCACACCACCCUGGAGCACUCCGACUGCUCCUUCAUGGUCGACAACGAGGCUAUCUACGACAUCUGCCGCCGCAACCUCGGUAUUGAGCGUCCUAGCUACGAGAACCUGAACCGCUUGAUCGCUCAGGUCGUGUCUUCUAUCACUGCUUCCCUGCGUUUCGACGGUUCCCUCAACGUCGAUCUCAACGAGUUCCAGACUAACUUGGUGCCCUACCCCCGUAUCCACUUCCCUCUGGUUGCCUACUCUCCCAUCAUCUCCUCCGAUAAGGCCGCUCACGAGGCCCAUUCGGUUACCGAGAUCACCUCCAACUGCUUCGAGCCCAACAACCAGAUGGUCAAGUGUGACCCCCGCAACGGCAAGUACAUGGCCACCUGUCUGCUGUACCGUGGUGAUGUUGUCCCCAAGGACGCCCACGGUGCCGUCGCCACUCUCAAGACCAAGCGCACCAUUCAGUUCGUCGACUGGUGCCCCACUGGCUUCAAGCUCGGUAUCUGCUACCAGCCCCCCAGCAGGUCCCCAACGGCGAUCUUGCCAACCUCAACCGUGCUGUGUAACUGCAUGCUCUCCAACACCACUGCCAUCGCCGAGGCCUGGUCCGCUCUCGACCACAAGUUCGAUCUUAUGUACUCCAAGCGUGCCUUCGUUCACUGGUACGUUGGUGAGGGUAUGGAGGAGGGUGAGUUCUCCGAGGCUCGCGAGGAUCUCGCUGCCCUUGAGCGUGAUUACGAGGAGGUUGCCUCCGACUCCAUUGAGGGUGACGAGGAGCUGGAGCCCGAGUACUAG